Messenger RNA from Hyaloperonospora brassicae, 549 nucleotides. NCBI's taxonomy places the organism in Eukaryota, Oomycota, Peronosporomycetes, Peronosporales, Peronosporaceae. The record is from the annotation of a GenBank genome assembly.
AUGUCCCCGUCGCGACUCCUGCGACCGUCUGUGUUUCUAAGUCUCUCGGCAGCGGCUCUCGCGCGUGCACCUUAUUCCUUUGCUGCUUCGUCGACGGUCGCGUCUGGAAUGGCCAGCCGUAGCAGUAGCACGUGUGGCAGUAGCCCGGGCGUGGCGAAGCUGUCGGAAGAAGAGUGGAAGAAGCGGCUGACGCCAGUGCAGUACCAAGUGCUGCGGCUCAAGGGCACGGAACGAGCGGGCACGGGAGUGUACAACAAGCACGAACAGACGGGCGUGUACGUGUGUGCGGGCUGCAAGACGCCGCUGUAUUCGUCGACGACCAAGUUUGACUCUGGCUGCGGCUGGCCCGCGUUCUACGAUGCGAUGCCCGGGGCCAUCCGGACUAUUCCCGAUGCUGAUGGACGUCGGGUUGAGAUUGUGUGUGCCAAGUGUGGCGGUCACAUGGGUCACGUGUUCAAGGGCGAGGGGUUCAACACGCCAACGGAUGAGCGCCACUGCGUGAACAGCGUGUCGCUCGUGUUUCAUGACAAUGAGGUGCCGCCUCAGUAA